CGGAGGAACCACAGAGCUAAAUCCACAGCCCUGUUGUGAUUUUGUUCCCAGAGAUGGCCUUGGGGUCUCAGGCCUCUUCUUUGGAAAGCUUCUGCUCCCUUGUAAGCUCAUUAUAUGUCCACACACCUGGGACCAAUCAGAAAGCGUUGGGGCUGGGGAUUUAGCUCAGUGGCUACUGCCUGCCUUGCAAGGAAGGGCAAGGUCCUGAGUUCAAUUCCACGUACCAAAUAAACAAACAAGAGAGCUCUGUGUUUUCAAUUGAUCUGUGUUACAUUGGACUCACAUACUCAAUUGUUUUUGCCCUAGGUCCCACACAAUGCAGAUCUGAGGCGGAAGUUCCUGGUUUUCACUUUAUGUUGAGAUCUGUUUUCCUAAGGGCACUAAGUAAACAGAAACUCCCAGAGCCACUGUUGGUUUGAUCCUGAUUUGCUGUUUUCAGUCUGUGCCUGGGCAUGGACUUUGGAUCUGUUCUCCUGUGGGUUUUUAGCAGUUCCUGUUCCAGGCAGGAUGUCACCUUGGACGUUUCAGGUGUUAAUGCUGCCGCUGCUGCUGCUGCCCACCCUGGGCCGGGCUGCUCCCAAGGAUGGGACCAUGAGGCAGGACCUUGAAGUGCAGCCCCAGCCCCUGCCUAACCCCUUCCACCCAGGGCCGGAGCAGCUCCGAGUGCUGCAGAACCACCUGAAGGGACUAGAGAGGAUGGAAGAGGACCCGGAGCACAUGAACAGGGAACAGGUUCUCCUCUACCUCUUUGCUCUCCAUGACUAUGACCAAAGCGGACAGCUGGACGGGCUGGAGCUGUUGUCCAUGUUGACAGCAGCGCUGGCCCAUGGAGUGACCAACUUUCCUGCAAACCCAGUGAUCCUGGUUGUAGACAAGGUGCUCGAGACACAGGACCUGGAUGGGGAUGGGCUCCUCUCCCCUGCGGAGCUCAUCAACUUCCCAGAAGAGGCCCUCAGGGACACAGAGCACAGAGAGUCCCUCAUUGCAGCACCCCAGAAAACACAGACUGUCAGGGAGCAGCCCCAGUUAGCUAAGAACCCACUGAGACAAGAAACUCAGGGGGCUGUGGAACCCAGAGAAGAAGCUGGGGACCAGGAAGAGGCCAGGAGGGCAUCCCUGGAGCCUGUCCAGGAGGCUGGGGAUCAAUCAGGGGCUAAAGGAGACACCCCAGGUCCCGAAGAGGGAGAUAGGAGACAGGUAGAGAAUGAAGGAGAAGCCCCAGGUCCCAGAGGUGAUGCUGGGGGGCAGGCAGAGGCCAGGGACAGUGGGGCAGAAGCCAAAGAGCUUCCAGAAGAAACACUGGAGCCCAGGAAUACCCCGCAUGAGCUUGAGGCUCAUAGUAUCCAACUGGAGAAUGUUGAGAUGUGAACCCCAGGGAUACAGGCUUGCACCCCUCAAAGUCUCAGUGUCAGGAUGGAAGCCUGAAGGGUGGGGUGAAUACUGCUGGGACGAGGACCACCUCUGUGUCCCCUCUGCGACCCCAAUAGGUGGCAGGUCUGUCUGCAGCUCAGGGAGAGGCUAAACUGAAGGACAGCUUUGGGACCCAGACAACCAAUAAAGGACAAGAUGAAUACACCUGCUGGGUGUCUGUCUGCUGGCCCAGCCUAUCCAGAGCUAGGGGCACGGGGAGCAAGGACUGGGACUCUGGAAAAGACAGAGAUUCUGUAUCCCCAGGCCCAGGGGUGCAGCAGCGCCUAUGGCCCGAGGCACAGCCAGCUACAGAUACCCUAUGAAGAAAGUUACUCUUGGAGCCCAGAUAUCCACCUGCCCUCUCUGCGCCUGGCAUUCAGGCACCUUAUGCCCUCCUGCAACUCCGGGCAGAUGUUUCCCAUCACCUUGUAUCUGUCCCCUAUUACCCCUAGGUAAUUUUUUGGAGGUACUGGGGCUUGAACCUAGGGUAACAUUGGAACAAUGUAACACUGAGUUAUGUCUGCACACGCCCCUUACUUAUUUAUUUUUAUUUUGAGACAAGGUCUUACUAAGUUGCUACAUUGUCACAGCUGGGCUUG
Molecule: messenger RNA, 2009 nt
Organism: Fukomys damarensis (Damara mole-rat)
Lineage: Eukaryota; Metazoa; Chordata; Mammalia; Rodentia; Bathyergidae
Gene: Cgref1
Product: cell growth regulator with EF-hand domain 1
Exons: 6
Coding region: 508-1368 (286 amino acids)
Molecular function (GO): calcium ion binding
Source: RefSeq, a predicted model, not a curated record